AUGGGUCUUCCACAGUUAACUCCACAACAGAUGCAGCAGCUGAAUCCUCAGCAGCUUCAGCAACUUCAACAGCUUCAACAACAGAUGAAAGGGUUUCAAGAUCUGAAGCUUCCUCCACAAUUGAAGGGUCCAGGAGCAGGGCCUGGCUCUGUUCCUAUGAACAAGAAUCCUCAGAAUCCUAAUCAGAAGGCUAUCUUAAACGCUCACAAAAACGGCGGUGGUGGUGGUGGUCCUGGACCUGCCGGUGCUAAAAUUAUGGGUAAAGGAGGUCCCGGCGGUGGCGGUGGUGUACCUUUUCCUGUUCAAAUGGCUGGUGGCGGUGGUCAGAAGGGAGGUCCCGGUGGAGGUAAUGUGGGGAAUCCUAACCAAGACGGUGGCAAGAACGGUGGUAAAAACGGUGGUGGACAUCCGCUAGAUGGGAAAAAUGGCGGAGGUGGAGGCGGUCCUAACGGUAAUAAAGGAGGUGGUGGAGGUCAAAUGAUUGGAGGUCCCAACGGAGGUUUCCGUCCAAUGGGAGGCGGUGGGCCUCCGACCAUGAGUAUGCCAGUGGGUGGGCCUAUGGGAGGUGGUCCUGGUCCAAUGGGUAAUCUACCAUCAAUGGGUGGUGGUCCUGGUCCGAUGGGUAAUAAUAACAAUAUGCAGGCCGUUCAGGGAUUACCGGCAAUGGGUCCAGGCGGCGGCGGUGGUGGCCCCAACGAGCCAUGGGCAAUGAGCGGUUCCAGCCAAUGA
Arabis nemorensis is the source of this 729-nucleotide messenger RNA. The record is from the annotation of a GenBank genome assembly. NCBI's taxonomy places the organism in Eukaryota, Viridiplantae, Streptophyta, Magnoliopsida, Brassicales, Brassicaceae.